CAAUAUGAGAACUGGCGACCAAACCAGCCAGACAGCUUCUUUUCUGCUGGAGAAGAUUGUGUGGUUAUAAUCUGGCAUGAGAACGGGCAGUGGAAUGAUGUACCAUGCAAUUAUCACCUUACCUAUACCUGCAAGAAAGGAACAGUCGCUUGUGGUCAGCCUCCUGUUGUGGAAAAUGCGAAGACCUUUGGGAAGAUGAAAUCUCGCUACGAGAUCAACUCUCUUAUCAGAUAUCACUGCAAAGAUGGUUUCAUCCAGCGUCACAUUCCAACUAUCCGGUGUCAAGGGAAUGGAAGAUGGGAUAUGCCUAAAAUUACUUGCAUGAAUC
Messenger RNA from Acanthisitta chloris (rifleman), 328 nucleotides. RefSeq names its product versican core protein-like. Lineage: Eukaryota; Metazoa; Chordata; Aves; Passeriformes; Acanthisittidae. The transcript has 2 exons. The annotation marks the transcript as partial. The record is from RefSeq and is a predicted model, not a curated record.